This is a messenger RNA of Durusdinium trenchii, 1344 nucleotides long. The record is from the annotation of a GenBank genome assembly. Lineage: Eukaryota; Dinophyceae; Suessiales; Symbiodiniaceae.
AUGCGCUCCGAGGCCAUCCCCAGUGAGGCCCGCAAGAGCGACAAGGUCCUUCCGGACCGCACCUACUACGCGACGCCUGGACCACGCGACGUCGGACCUGGUGGUUUUUCCAUCGUGUCAGAUGGGGCGAGUUCGAACGACCAGGAAGGGGAAGAGGUGAAGAAGGAAGAUCGCGUGCCCCGUGGUGGCGUGGAAGGUGGACGGUGCGUGGGUGCGUGGGGCUUGACGUCGCGUGUGGUGACAAGGACGGAGAGCAGCUUGCACAGCGUUGAUGUGGUCGCUGCGGACAAGGGAGACGCGUGGGCUCACUAUGCCUUCGAGUCUUUGGUCGAGGCGGCCAUGUUGAGUGAGAAGAGGGUGCUGAUAGCACGCUACUGCUUCCGCAAAGAUUCGCAGCCGCGGAUGGUGGCGCUGAUCCCCAAAAAAGGAGCCGGAGUGGGCCCGUGGUCCUCCUUUGGACAACAGGUAACCCUCGUAAUGGGCAACCCUCCCCUUCCAGAGGAGCCCACUGCCGAGCAGAAGGCCUUCACGAAUUCUUUGGUUGAUGCUUUGACCUUCGAUCCACAGACGCUGAGGCCCGAGGAGACCAGCAACCCUUCGCUGGCGCGCUUCUAUGAUUUCUUGGGUCGGCGAGCAGUGGACCCAGGCGCCAAGCUGGAGAGUUCGGUGGCAGCUCCAGUGCUGGAGAUGCCCGAGCACGCGCGCCUGGCGCUGGAGAAGGUGCUCCCGGAGAACGAGCGUUUGAAGGUGAAGGCUUUGUUUGGCCUGGAGAAGGUGGAAAAGGCCGUGGGUCGCGAGCGGAAGCGCUUCUGGCGUGACGACCCCCGGCCAUCGAAGAGAAGACCCGGAACGCCGCAUCCAUCGGAGAAGUGGCUGGACGCCAUGGACGUUGAUGUCAGCGACGGGUCUGACUUUGUAGAUGACGUCGGCAACAUGGUGCCUAUGACUCCGCCGCACCUUUGGGGGAGAUGGUUGCAGGGCGUCUUGAUUUCACCAUUGCCCGUGCUUUACCGGCCACCCAUGGCUAACAAGUCCUUGGCUGGUCAAAAUGUCAUCUUGCAUACGGACGGCGUCAAGACCUACAAGAUGAAGGUGCCAGGUGUCCUGCACGACAAUGUGGCGCACAAGAAGAGAAAGAUGCUGGUCAAGGGCAAGCAGGGGCCCUUGAGACACGUGAAGGGUGAAGAGUCGCAAGAACAUCGAGGCGACGACAGCAUGGCGGUGCCGGUGGGGGUGCCUCCGCGAGUCCACAUUGGCUCGGUGAACCCGCAGCAGGACUUCGAGCGUUGGCUCAACGAGCGCAAGACCGGGGGUCAGGACGUGGUGACUCCAGCCAUCGAGUAG